AUGCCGCGAUCGAUCGACCCCGACGACGGCUCGAUGUUCGGGUACUUCCGCGCGAAUCCGGACCGCGCGCUGCGACGCGAGGUCUUAAAGUGGGUCCAGGGCCUGGACUUGUCGCACAGCGUGCGCGACGUGCGACGGGACAUCGCGAACGGGUACGUCGUCGCGGAGAUCUGCUCGCGGUACUUCCCCUCCGAGCUCGCGCUGCACUCGUUCGAGACCGGGUCGUCCACCGCGUUCCGGAAGCACAACUGGGCGAUGCUGACCAAGUUUUUCCUUCGCGUCAUGCCCCGGGCGGCGCUGAACCCGAAACUCGUGGACGGCGUCAUCAAAGAGUACCACGGCUGCGCGAUCGACAUGAUGGAGAACCUCUACACCGUGUUCACGCUGAAAGAGCUCACCCCGCAGGCUGCGUUCAUGGACCCCGCGAGCUACGACCCGUCGAUAUCCAAGGCUGCGUACGCGCGAAUCGCGCACGAGAUGAAAACCAAAGACGACGGCAGCGCCGCGCACGAGGUGUUCGGUUCGCACGACCUGCGCAACCGCCAGACGAACCCGUACGGGCACACGCCGGAUCACCUGAACAUGGAAACCGACGCGAGCGGGUGCGCGCCGUCGCGCCGGGGGAAGCUCGUCGCGGGGGGCCAAGGCCACAUGCGACUGGACGACGAAGGCAAUCCGGACGUGAUGCCCGACGACGCGUCUCUCGCGGGGAGGCGGAGGGAGGCGCCGGUGGUCGUGUUCAACGAGCAGAGCAUGGGGAACAGCGUGAAGUUCGGGAGCGUCGAGAGAGAGGGCGAGAUCGAGUCCGCGAUGGAGGUGAGGCAGAGGAUCGCGCGGGCGUCGGGGGGGACGCACUACGGCAUGGACGACGAGUUUGGAUUCUACUGA
Molecule: messenger RNA, 888 nt
Organism: Micromonas pusilla CCMP1545
Lineage: Eukaryota; Viridiplantae; Chlorophyta; Mamiellophyceae; Mamiellales; Mamiellaceae
Exons: 2
Coding region: 1-888 (295 amino acids)
Biological process (GO): regulation of cytoskeleton organization
Cellular component (GO): axoneme
Molecular function (GO): microtubule binding
Source: RefSeq, a predicted model, not a curated record